Messenger RNA from Aethalodelphis obliquidens (Pacific white-sided dolphin), 1327 nucleotides. It is a transcript of the gene CCDC69, whose product is annotated as coiled-coil domain containing 69. Lineage: Eukaryota; Metazoa; Chordata; Mammalia; Artiodactyla; Delphinidae. The coding region runs from base 1 to 1122 and encodes 373 amino acids. Gene Ontology annotation, molecular function: microtubule binding. The transcript is spliced from 10 exons. Gene Ontology annotation, cellular component: nucleus; cytoplasm. The record is from RefSeq and is a predicted model, not a curated record.
AUGGCCGACUUCCAGCCAGACAAGUCAAUAUCCAUCCUUGAUAUAGGCCCUGAUUUUCGAGUAUUUACGGCGCGCGGCCGUCCUAGCUCCCGCUCAAGUCUGCGCUUCCAGGUUCAGUCUCAGGGUCUCGCCGGCAGCCCCGGCCGGCGGGCGCGGAGCCGGCAGCGGGGCCAGAACGGCAGGGUCCUCUGGGGGCCCCGGAGUUGGGAGGCGGCGUCCGGGAGUCCCCCGAGGAGGAUGGGCUGCGGAGACAGCAGGCUGAGCUGCUGCAAACCCCCCAAAAAGAGGUGCCAAGGACCAGAUCAGCCUCCCAAACCAGAGCUGCAGGAACUGGGUCCCCUCAAUGGUGACACAGCCACAACUGUCCAUCUCUGUGCAUCUGAGGAGGCUGGGCAGCACCAGAAGGCUCUCACCAGAAUUCUCCAGCAACACGAAGAGGACAAGAAGAAAUGGGCACAGAAGGUGGAGAAGGAGAGGGAACUAGAGCUUGGAGAGAAACUGAAUGAACAGCGAAGAGUCCUGGAGGGAGAGCACGCGGAGGCCCUGAGAGUCCUCCAGGCCUCCCAUGAGCAGGAUAAAGAAGCCCUUACCCGCUCCUUCCAGGAGGCCAAGGCGGCCCUGCAGGAGACCACCGACAGACUGACCGCACAGCUGGAGGCCUUCCAGGCCAAGGUGAAGAGGGUAGAGGAGUCCAUCCUAAGUCAAGACUACAAGAAGCACAUCCAGGAGUACGGGAGCCCCAGCCAGUUCUGGGAGCAGGAGCUGGAGAGCUUACACUUUGUCAUCGAGAUGAAGAACGAGCGAAUCCACGAGCUAGACAAGCGGCUCAUCCUCAUGGAGACAGUGAAAGAAAAAAACCUGCUGUUGGAGGAGAAAAUCACCACCCUGCAGCAGGAGAACGAGGACCUCCAUGCCCGAGGCCGCAACCAGAUGGCUGUGUCCAGGCAGCUCUCUGAGGACCUGCUUCUCGCCCGAGAGGCCCUGGAGAAGGAGUCGCAGUUGUGCCGGCAGCUCCAGCAGGAGAAGGAGCAGCUGCUGUACCGGGUCCUCGGGGCCGACGCCUCCCCCGCCUUCCCGCUGGCCUCUCUCACCCCCACUGAGGUCUCCUACCUCGCCACAUAGCGCCUGGACCGCCGGGAUGCUGUGGUCACAGCUUUCUCUCGAGGACUUGGCAGAGAAAACAGCAGGGGCCUCUUGUCCCUAGGAGGGGACAAGGGUGGGAGUGAGAUGGGGAGCCAGGAUGUGCGGCCAGUCAGCCCUGGGGGCUUGGGCCACGUACACUCACCCUCGGGGCUUCAGAGGCCCCUCAAGUUGGCUCAGGGGACAA